Molecule: messenger RNA, 780 nt
Organism: Sorex fumeus (smoky shrew)
Lineage: Eukaryota; Metazoa; Chordata; Mammalia; Eulipotyphla; Soricidae
Gene: RARRES2
Product: retinoic acid receptor responder 2
Exons: 6
Coding region: 181-672 (163 amino acids)
Biological process (GO): inflammatory response; regulation of lipid catabolic process
Molecular function (GO): signaling receptor binding
Source: RefSeq, a predicted model, not a curated record
GGGCCGGAGGGGGCGUGGCGGGAGGUGGGCCCCCCACUGGGUGAGGGUGGGAAGAGGCUGACUCUUCCCGGAGGAGCAGCGGCUGCAAGAGGGAGAGGCCCAAAGGCUCGAGAGGACCCAGGCAGCAGGAGGAGCUGGUCGCGCUGCCCUGCAGGCCGGUGACCGGUGACCAAGCUGACCAUGUGGCGGCAGCUGCUCGCACUCGCCGUGUGUCUGGCCACUGCCGUCUGGGCCCAGGCCGAGCUCCCCGAGGCCCAGCGCCGCGGCCUGCAGGUGGCCCUGGAGGAGUUCCACAAGCACCCGCCCGUGCAGUGGGCCUUCCGCGAGACGGGCGUGAGCAACGCCAGCGACACGACCUUCCCUGCUGGGACUUUCGUGAGGCUGGAAUUUAAGCUGCAGCAAACCAACUGCCGGAAGAAGGACUGGAGAUCAUCGGAAUGCAAAGUCAAGCCCAACGGGAGAAAGCGGCAAUGUCUGGCCUGCAUCAAACUGGACGCGGAGGGGAAGGUCCUGGCCCGGAUGGUGUACUGCCCCGUCCAGACGCAGGCCCAGCGGGAGCCCCAGGAACGGCUGGAGGCGCAGUGUGGCAAGGUGGAGCGGACGGGCGAGGACCCCCACAGCCUCUACUUCCCUGGACAGUUCGCCUUCUUCAAGGCCCAGCCCCCACACUGAGCCUGUGCCUCGCGCCCACCUGCAGGGCAGCUGUCCAGGAAGUUGACGGGCAGCUCGGCGCCCUCCCUGUCCCCGAGACCCUCAGCUAAUAAAGUCUGCUCCCCUCCA